Messenger RNA from Cajanus cajan (pigeon pea), 2311 nucleotides. RefSeq names its product protein NUCLEAR FUSION DEFECTIVE 4. NCBI's taxonomy places the organism in Eukaryota, Viridiplantae, Streptophyta, Magnoliopsida, Fabales, Fabaceae. The record is from RefSeq and is a predicted model, not a curated record. Gene Ontology annotation, cellular component: membrane.
CGUUUAAAGUUGAAACUUGAAACGCUGAGGUAGCGUACCAGAAUCAUCCGGAUCUCUGGUCUGGCAAACGCACACAAGAUCCCAAUCAUUUCCACAUGUCAGUCGCCAGUUGGCAUCCCCACCUCCGCUCUCAAUCACGUUUUCUCUCCCUGUCUCUCUCUCUAUACACUCCUAACAAACCACACAAUCACACACUGCACACACCACAAGCCUAGUCCUUACUUCCUUACUUCAACUCAAUCAAACAAGUGUAACUAGCAGCCAGCCAAUGUUGAGACUAAAAGGCGGAAGCCGGCCACCGUGGGUGGGGCUGGCCGCCGCGGUGUGGGUCCAGAUUGCGUCGGGAAACACCUUCACCUUCCCUCUCUACUCCCACUCUUUGAAAUCGGUCCUCUUGUUCGACCAGCGCCAAGUGACCCUCCUCGGCGUGGCCAACGACAUCGGCGAAAACCUCGGCCUCCUCCCCGGCCUCGCCUGCAACAAGUUCCCCCCGUGGCUCCUCCUCCUCGUCGGCUCCCUCGCCUCCUUCCUCGGCUACGGCCUCCUCUUCCUCGCCCUCUCCAACACCCUCCACUCCCUCCCCUACUUACUGCUAUGGUUCGGCCUCGUCGUCGCCGCCAACAGCAGCGCCUGGCUUACCACCGCGGUCCUCGUCACCAAUAUGAGAAACUUCCCCGCCAGCAGAGGCUCCGUCGCCGGAAUCCUCAAAGGCUACGGCGGACUCAGCGCCGCGGUUUUCACCGAAAUCUACAGCAUAGUCCUCCACAACUCCUCUUCCAGCUUCCUCCUCUUCCUCGCCGUCGGAAUCCCCGUUGUCUGCUUCACCAUGAUGUUCCUCGUCAGGCCCUGCACCCCUGCCACCGGCGACGACCCCCUCGAGCACUACCAUUUUCUGUUCAUCCAGGGCUCCAGCGUGGUCUUGGGGGUUUACCUGCUCGCCACCACGGUGAUCGGCAACAUCGCCUCGUUUGGCGGCGGCGUUUCGUAUGCUCUGGUGGCGGUGAUGGUUCUGCUUCUGAUGGUUCCGCUCGUUGUGCCGUUGAAGAUGACGCUGUUUCCGCGGAGGGAGUCGGGUUCUGAGUCCGAGGGGAAGGAUGAGAAUGCGGAGGCGCUGCUGGCGUCUUCUUCGGCGGGGACGCUCGGGAGUUUCUAUGAGGAGGAAUCGUCUGAGGCGGCGGAGCUUCUGGCGUUGGGUGAGGGCGCGGUGAAGCAGAAGAAGAGAAGGCCGAAGCGUGGGGAGGAUUUUAGGUUCAGUGAGGCUGUCGUUAAGGCGGAUUUUUGGCUUCUGUUUUUUGUCUUCUUUGUUGGCGUUGGCACUGGGGUUACUGUUCUCAAUAAUCUUGCGCAGAUUGGCAUUGCGCAAGGGGAGGAAGACACCACCACGCUGCUCUCCAUUUUCAGUUUUUGUAACUUUGUCGGCCGCCUUGGUGGAGGAGUUGUUUCCGAACAUUUUGUCAGGACAAAAACUAUCCCAAGGACAGUGUGGAUGACGUUCACACAGAUAAUUAUGCUGGUUGUAUACCUUAUGUUUGCCUAUGCUAUCAACGGAACCCUUUACCCUGCAAUUGCAUUUCUCGGUGUCUGCUAUGGUGUGCAAGUCUCCGUGAUGCUUCCAACUGUUUCCGAGCUUUUUGGUCUGAAGCACUUUGGCGUGUUGAGCAGCUUCAUGUCAUUGGGGAAUCCAAUUGGUGCGUUCCUCUUUUCAGCUCUGCUAGCAGGGAACAUAUAUGAUAAAGAGGCAGCGAAGCAGCAUGGUAUAGGCCUUCUUGCUUCUGGUGUUUCCUGCGUGGGUCCAAAUUGCUUCAAGCUUACGUUUUUCAUUCUUUCUGGGGUGUGUGCUGCGGGCAUCAUCUUGAGCGUUAUCCUCACUUUGAGAAUUAGGCCCGUUUACCAAAUGCUCUAUGCUGGAGGCUCUUUCAGGCUGCCUCAAACAUCUUCGAGUCACUAAAAGUUGUGAAGUUGAACAAUGAAUAAAAAUGAGCGCUACCUAGGUGUAUUCUAUAGUAUCUAUACCAGUUGUGGUGGUAUUUCCUUCUGCCAUUACUGCGAUGUAUGUGUUAUGUAGCUGGGUAUCAAUUAUGAAGUUCAAAAUUUUGGUAUCUCUCAUGGACGAUGCCUGUUUUUGCUUGCGUGUUAGGCUUAAAGAUUAUCACUAUAAUUAAGGAUAGAGGCCAAUUAAUGUACACUGACAGUCACAUGUAUGACGAUCAGUUACUGAGAUUUAUAUAUAUGUAUCAUUAUUACUUGGUCUAAUGUGGAAAUUUGGAAUUUGCUAUAAAUGAUUUGGGAUGUGUUUCUGCACCUAGUUGAA